This is a messenger RNA of Periconia digitata, 541 nucleotides long. The record is from the annotation of a GenBank genome assembly. Lineage: Eukaryota; Fungi; Ascomycota; Dothideomycetes; Pleosporales; Periconiaceae.
CCAUCAACAUCUUCCCAAACGCUAGACAUACAACAAGAUCUUCAUCAGACUACAAUCCAAAACGAUCAAGAUGGGCAACAACUGUAGCUCUAAGUGCAAGCUCUGCUACGGCAUGUGCAUCUUCUUUCCGAUCGGCACCUGUUUGUUAUGCCAAUCGGAUGCCAAGGCCACAAUCGAUGACAACUCCACCUCCCGUGAGAAGCAACUCUCGGAGUUCACCACCGAUGAACUCCUGGCAGUCUAUCACGCGAUGACCGUGCUUCACGACCCUCCGAUGCUAUGCGGUCAACUAGUCGGCGAGUACGACACCGCCGCUCAAUCCUGCACCAUCAAUCUCGCUUACUCGGACGACUUCCUGUCCUUCGUCAAGGAUCUUGACACUCCGCAGCAGCUCUGCGCCGAAGUCGAGGGUCACUUCGAAGUUACGACUUGUACAUUGAAUGCUACGACAUGGGGUCAGGGCUCUCUCGAAGCCAAGGCUAACGCUUGUGCUGUGCAUGGAGGUCAGUGGGCUGGUACUGGCUGUGCUUUACUUGGUUGA